Prorocentrum cordatum is the source of this 468-nucleotide messenger RNA. The record is from the annotation of a GenBank genome assembly. NCBI's taxonomy places the organism in Eukaryota, Dinophyceae, Prorocentrales, Prorocentraceae.
AUGAGCCCAUCGAAGAGUGCACGUAACUGGUCUCCUUCGGACAGUCGAGACAGAUCGCGAACGGGAAGUUCGAGGUAUGACAGUCGGCGACGUCGGGAAUAUACAGUAAGUCCUGCUCCGCCCAGAGGAGCUGCUGCCGCGCCAAAUGAGGCGCCAGCAUGGAUGCGGGGGCUCGAAGAGAUGAGGGAAACGGGCGACAAGGUCGCGCGCCUGGAACAGUCACUGCAGCAGGAGGCGUCGGACCUGCGCACCGCAUGGCAGGCCCAGGAGGUCAACAUCGGAGCGUUGAGCAGCAGGAUGGCGGAGGCUGAGCGCAGCCAGAUGGGUGUGAUCACGCAGGCGGUGCAGACGACUGCGUCGGCGGCAGUCGACAGCAAGGUCGAGGCCAUGCGCGCAAAUUUUGCCGAGCUCGCCCGAUGGUGUCAGCCAACGUUACAAGUUCAGCGGAAUCUGGCUCGGCUCCGAUAA